Physcomitrium patens is the source of this 567-nucleotide messenger RNA. The record is from RefSeq and is a predicted model, not a curated record. Lineage: Eukaryota; Viridiplantae; Streptophyta; Bryopsida; Funariales; Funariaceae.
AUGAUAUCUGGCCCAACUUACUCAGGCAAGAGCAUUUAUGUAAAGCAGUUAUGCACUUCUUUGGUUGCUCUCGUUGUAUUUCUGGCACACAUCAGAAGCUUUGUUCCGGCAGAGGCAGCAGUGAUUGGCCUUACUGACAGAAUCUUCAAAAGAGUUUCGAGGAAAGCGACAAUGGCUGUUCAGCAGUCUGCAUUCAUGAUUGACCUAUAUCAAAUAUCCUUUAUGCUGAGACAUGCCACUUCAAGGUCCCUGUGCAUAAUUGACGAGUUUGGCAAGGGCAUUUUGGUCCCAGAUGGUGUUGGCCUCCUAUGUGCAAUCUUGCAUCAUGUUGCGAGUCAAGAUGUACCACCGAAGACUGCGACUCACAAGUCACCGGCCAACCUCGUCUCUGUCCCGAUCCAGACUGCGACUCACGGCGGGAAUCCAGGGGUGCCGGGUUCAGUCACCCGGGACUGGAUUCCCCUCUUUACUGUGAGAAGUGACUCCGGCCGUUACCUUCUCAACGCUAGGCCGUCCCGUGACCCCUGGUCUAGAGCUGGCGUCCCUUUUUACAAUUCGAGCCACUGA